GGGCGCAGAGGGCGUGGAGGGCGCGGAGGGCGCGGAGGGCGCAGAGGGCGCAGAGGGCGCGGCGGGCGCGGAGGGCGCGGAGGGUGUGGAGGGCGCGGCGGGCGCGGAGGGAGCGGUGGGCGCGGAGGGCGCGAAGGGCGCGGAGGGUGCGCAGGGCGCGGAGGGCGCGGAGGGUGAGGGUGCGGCGGAGGGCGCAGGGGGCGCGAGGGUGCGGCGGAGGGCGCGGAGCGCAGAGGGCGGAGGGUGCGGCGGAGGGCGCGAGGCUGCCGCGGAGGGCGCGGAGGGGCGCAGAGGGCGCGGAGCGGUGCGGAGGGCGCGGUGCGGCGCGGAGGGCGCGGAGCGGCGCGGAGGGCGCAGCAUUUCCGAGCAUUUGCAUAGCAUUUCCGACCAUUUCCGAGCAUUUCUGAGCACUUUG
Messenger RNA from Symbiodinium natans, 415 nucleotides. Lineage: Eukaryota; Dinophyceae; Suessiales; Symbiodiniaceae. The record is from the annotation of a GenBank genome assembly.